Messenger RNA from Gavialis gangeticus (Gharial), 2852 nucleotides. It is a transcript of the gene PUSL1, whose product is annotated as pseudouridylate synthase-like 1. Gene Ontology annotation, molecular function: RNA binding; pseudouridine synthase activity. Lineage: Eukaryota; Metazoa; Chordata; Crocodylia; Gavialidae. Gene Ontology annotation, biological process: tRNA pseudouridine synthesis. The coding region runs from base 1 to 873 and encodes 290 amino acids. The record is from RefSeq and is a predicted model, not a curated record. The transcript is spliced from 8 exons.
AUGGGCCCGAAGCGCUACCUUGUGCUCUUUCAGUACCGCAGGACGCACUAUAGUGGUGCUGUACGGACGCCGGCAGAUCAGCCCGUGUUCGGGGUCCAGAAUUAUUUGGAGCAGGCAGCCCAGAAUCUCAAACCUCUCGUUCCCAUCAAGUUCUGCAUCUCCAGCGAGACAGAUGCUGGCGUCCACGCCUUGUGCAACUCAGCACACGUUGACAUCCAGAAGGAGGCUGGGAAGCCGCCUUUUCCGGGGAGCAUUCUUGUCUCCUCUCUCAAUCACUGGCUGAAAUCUGAAGAGAUCCAAAUACUGAGUGCCUGUCAGGUGCCCGAUGACUUCCAUGCACGCUUCUCUGCCUUGUCAAGAACCUACAUUUACCGGCUAGUGGUGGGCUGCUCUUACAACUCCCAAAUACCUGUGUUUGAGAGAGAUCUGUGUUGGGCUCCCAGAGGAGACCACCUGAAUGUGCCAGCCACGCAGGAAGCUGUGCAGUUCCCGCUGGGCACCCACGAUUUCAGCGCUUUCCACUCCAUCUGUGCCACCAUGCCUCCCAAGUCCCCAAUUAAAACCCUCAUUCACGUAGACCUCAGACCCUUUUCCAGCUUCCUGUCGUACCACUACAUACAGAGGCGGUUGCAGUUUUGGGAGCUGGAAUUCAGGAGCCAAUCUUUCCUUUACAAGCAGGUGCAAAGGAUGGUCGGGGCGCUGGUAGCAGUUGGCCAGGGGAAGCUGAAGCCUUAUCACAUAAAGUUGCUGCUGGAAGUGAGAGACUCGCUGGCCUACCCCCAUAACACCAUUGCCCUGGCUGCCGGGCUCUUCCUGAAAUCUGUGGAGUAUGAUGAUGCCAACUUGCAGGCAGCGGGCGCAGCAGGAGAAUAGCAUCUCUGUGCCAUACCGCCGCUGCGCGGGGAAUGGCCCUGGCACUGGAGGACGUGCAGAGGAGGCUUCUAGGACUCUUUGUACCAUGAUUUGUGUCUGGGUCUCAAUAAACCCCUUUGACUGUGACUAGAGGCAUCUUCCCAUCUUUUGUCCUCGCCCUCAGCACCUUCCAAGGAAUGGUGAUGCUGGGCAUGUAGCUCCUAAGCUACAUGGGUCAGAGCAAUGGUACGGGCCCUCCCUGCCACCCACCCACAGGGAAGGGCACAGAAGUGUGGGUGCACGUGGGGGAAGAGGGGGUUUCCAGCCUCUUAGAGCUGCAGUGCCCAGGUCAGUCUCAAAAGUUGUCACCAGCAGUUGUCCGAUGGGCAGUGAGCAGAGGGGGGCUGGCUGUGUUAGCUCAAGUUUAGCUCAGCCAUGUGCAGUUGGAUCUUAGUAGUCACUCACAUGCACACACACAACUCACACACACACACACGGUAUUAGAUGCUGGGCACAUUUAAAAUGAUGACACUUGGGUUAGGCUUAAUUCAUCCCAUCAGGAGGCCAAGGUUCAUCUCCCAGGUCAGCUACUGGGAGUAUAAGUAGAGCUCCUUUUCUGUCUAUAGGAUUGGCUCCUGCUGUCUUAAGCUAAAGAUCAUUUCUGCUUUCUCCAAAGACAAAAGAAUCUGAGACAAGCCUCAGAGUUUGUGGGUGAGAUAGAAAGCAAACCAGAAGCUUUCCUGUACCUUUACUAUUUGAGCCACGCUACAGGUUGUUUUGGAUCGUACCGGUGGUCCAGGCAUAGACAUGCUGCUGGGUAGAGAGAGAGAAAAGAAGAGCUAUGGGACUUUUUUUUUUUGAUGUACAAACCACAAGUUUUAUUUACAGACCUGACUGGGGGACUAAGCUCCAUGUGGCCUAUGGCUGGCUUUCUUGUGAAUAGCACCAAACACCAGCUUUUCCUGUUUUGGAGACAAAUUUGGUUUGUUCACACCCACGGUAGAGGCAGUUGGGCCCUGUGGCGCCUUAGUUCAGCAAUGCUGAGCACUGAUUUCCAUGGCAAAUGAAAGUCAGAGCAAGGUGUUGAAUGUGAAUGCUUUAUGCCAAGAUAGUUUGCUGCGUGAACUUAGCCUUUAGGUAGAGGGAGUUGUUCUCCACUGCCACAUUUUUCUCACCUGCUGCUGACUCAUUUUAGUGCUGCCCAGCAGGUGCUGCAGGACUUUUUAUUCUACGGUGCCAAAAUUUUUGUCUUCUGGAUUUGCCAGAAAAGCAGCAUGUGCAGAUUCUGUAGUGAAAAGCUUAGUUAAUGUCAUGUUAUGGGACCUGCUGUCAGCAGUGCUGUUGCCCCUUUUCUCGUGGUAACGACUCGCAAUGGGAGAAAAAGUCAAAUGCAACAUGGCAAACAUAUCAGGACGCCUCAUUGAACACCUGGUGCUGCUUUUCAGAAGCCCACCAGCUGCUCCUUCAGGUAAACUGGUGCUGUCUGGGGGAGGGAAUGGGCCCUUUGAUGGCAAGGGUCAUCAGUGAGGGACACUUGGUCCUGCCUUGAGGAGUGGCAUGGAUUGACUGACCUCUGGAAGGCCAGUGCUGCUCUCCACUCCUGUGAUUCUUAUGAGUUUCCCAAGGUACAAUAACACACUUUGUCCCCUUUCUUCCAUUCCUGGGAGCAGGUUUAUCAAGAGACUGACUUCCAGCUGCUAACCAGCAGAGGUAAAAACUGCCCCCUUAGUUGCAGUUUCAGCCACAACUGGUUGGCUUUUACCUGCUUCCUUCCCUGCCUUGUAGCACACGAAGGAAUUGGGAGCUGCCGUCUUAGCAGUAGCAGUUCCUCUUGUGGGGAGCCCUGGAAAACACCACCACAGGCGGUCACCUAGGAAAAGAAAGUGAAUAGUGUGGUCUCAGUGUAGGUAGGACCACUGGUGCCCAACUACUGCUGCAUGCGUCUGCCUGUACGGGCUAGAGGCUCACGCCAUAGGCAUCUGGGGCCUGGAGAUGGCUAA